CAAAAUUACUCGUGCAGGAGAGAGGGCCACGGAACAGGCAGCGUGGAGGAGAAAUCUAAUCUUUUAAAUUGAAGCAGCCAGGAUGCCAUACAAUAGGAUAACAACAGCUGUUAAAAAACCCCGACGAGAGGCUUCAGCUUGCAGAGGCUCUUUGCUUUGCCAUGCUGAUUGGUUCACGUUGCCCUUUUUACAGUUUUCUUAAAAUAACGCCUUCAGAAAGAGAACUGAGGAAUAAAAACAUUAUUUUGCCUGCAGGUUUCUUGUCGCAAACGGAUAUGGAACACAAAACGCCGCAGACAGCAGAAGAAAUCUGAAGUUUUGUUUUUUUUUCGAGAGUUCCAGGUUGUUGCUGCUGCUGCUGCUGCUCUCUGUGCGAAAGACCACCGCGCGCUUCUGUCCAGGUCUGCGCCGCAGAGGUCAUGGGGAACAGCGUGUCAACAAUUCCAACUUUACAAAGAGGACACCAGAGCAGAUUUCAUCGGCUUUCUAGUCAGCACAAAGAUUCUCUCAGUGGACCUUUUCCUGCCAGUUCACACCGAUGCCACCACAAAUCCAAGAGAUGUUUGCCCAUCCAGCAGUGUGGGGGGCACCCAAUCAGUCCCCUGCUGUUUCACCCAAGUGCCAAGGGUUCACAGAUCAUCAUGGACCUUUCCCAGAAGUCAGUCAAGAGGCAGGCAAGCUUCUGUAAUGCAAUUACUUUCAGCAAUAGACCUGUUGUCCUGUACGAGCAGGUCAGAUUAAAGAUAACAAAGAAGCAAUGCUGCUGGAGUGGAGCAUUACGGUUGGGGUUCACCACUAAAGACCCUUCUCGAAUUAAUCCUGACAGUCUCCCAAAGUAUGCCUGCCCAGACUUAGUUUCCCAGAGUGGGUUCUGGGCUAAGGCUCUUCCUGAAGAGUUUGCUAAUGAGAGUAACAUUAUUGCAUUUUGGGUUGACAAGAAAGGAAGAGUUUUCUACCGAGUUAAUAACUCUAACCCCAUGCUUUUCUUCAGUGGGGUCAGAACAUCAGAACCACUUUGGGCACUUAUAGAUGUGUAUGGAUUAACCCGAGGUGUGCAGCUUCUUGACAGUGAGAUUGUGCCGCCAGACUGCAUACGCCCCCGGUCCUUCACAGCUGUCCGAAGACCAUCACUGAGAAGAGAAACUGAUGAUACUCGCCUCUCAGUCAGCCUCUGUGACCUUAAUCUCCAAGAGGAGAACCUUCAGCUGACCUCUGCAGCCUGCCCCAUCCCUCAGAACUCGCUUAAUGCCCAGCAGUCACACUUGUUACCCUUGCACCUGGACAGCGACCUCCAUUUCCACCAGCUCCGUGGCGCACACAUCAAGACACUGGAUGAGCAGACGGUAGCUCGGUCUGAACAUGCUCGCGAGGAAAGAACUUUGGUGUUCACAAAUAGGCCACUCCGCAUUGGAGAGACAAUUUUUAUCAAGGUCAAUAAGUCUAGUACAGCCCGCUCUGGAUCCCUGUCUUAUGGGGUGACCUCUUGUGAUCCUAGCGUGCUCCGGCCUAGCGACUUGCCGUACAACCCAGAAUCACUUGUGGAUCGCAAGGAAUUUUGGGCAGUGUGUCGUGUGCCCACCCCUCUGCAGAGUGGGGACAUCCUUGGCUUUUUAGUGAACCAAGAAGGGGAGCUACUUUUAAGCCACAAUGGCAUGAAUGCUGGGAUGCAAGUGUGUGUGGAUAAUUCCCGUCCCCUCUGGAUGUUCUUCGGAUUACACGGAGCAGUAGCACAGCUAAGAAUUUUGGGUUCGACUCACUUGUCUGGACCCAGAGGCCCCUCCAUCUCCAGUUCUCCAGUUUCUACCCCCAACACUCCCACAGGACUCUGCAAUGGAAGCUCGGAUCCCUCUCUCAAUGCCAGUGGCUGUGGUGCCCUCUGUAGCUCCACAAGUGGCACGACUCCUAAUUCUCCCAUAAGUCUGCCCGAGUCCCCCCUCUUUCCUUCCAUCUCUGGCACCUGGAGUGAUGAAUGCACCAUCUGCUACGAGAACGUGGUGGACACUGUCAUCUAUGCUUGUGGGCACAUGUGUCUUUGCUACACAUGUGGGCUGAAGCUCAAGAAAAUGGCAAACGCCUGCUGCCCAAUAUGCAGGAGAGCAAUUAAAGACAUUAUCAAAACGUACCGCAGCACAUAAGUGCUAUGAAAUGCAUUCAAAACUAAAAGACGGGAACCUUCAAGCAUCUCUGUAUGAUAGCCCACCUCCAAAGGGGCAGGUAAAAUUAUCCUUACGGUCUGCUGUUUUGACUUAAGAGAUUUAUUCUCUAAAAUCUUAACAGCGAACAUUUCAGGAGGACUCACUAAGUUUUGUUUUUGUUUUUUUUAUGUGUUGAUUUUCUCUUGUGUUUGCUAGAAGUUAUGAAGCAUUUUUGUGUUAUCUUAAUAGCCAUGAAAUGGGGGUUUUACCACAUUUCUGAGUGGACAGCUACAGUAUCGAGUGGGGGCACGGUCUGCGACACAAAUCAGUGACGUGUAACCCAAAAGGUUCAUCGUACACAACUCUGUAGAUAGAACUGGAGUGACCUUAAAGUAGAAGCCAUGAAGUGAAAGCCAGGAGAAUUCUGGGCCGCUGUUUCAGGCACUGGGGGCCGUCGCAGUGGCCCAACAGUAAGAGCUGAGCUACAGUGCAUGUUAAAUAAGGGCAUCUACACGAUGACCACAUUCAGGGAGCUGUCACUAUGGCGGAGAGAUGUCUUCUAAAUCACCACGAGGUUUUAGACGUGUUUUAUGGAGCGACAGAGAGCACAUUUAAAGAGGUCCAUUACAAAUCAAAUCUUGUGCUCACUAAUAUUGCACUGGCCGAGGCAUACAGUACAUUUCCUCUCUUUUUUUUGUUUGUAGAUUGCCCAGAAAUCUAAUCCAGUUGCUCCUUUAUUUGCACUACGUUCAGACGCCACAUUACAGGACCAGAUGUAGACAUGCUGAGGACUUGAGCUGUUAACAGAGAAUACGGAAACAAGUGAACCUGCCAAGAUGGAUGGCAGCCCGUGCA
Molecule: messenger RNA, 2990 nt
Organism: Erpetoichthys calabaricus (reedfish)
Lineage: Eukaryota; Metazoa; Chordata; Cladistia; Polypteriformes; Polypteridae
Gene: neurl1aa
Product: neuralized E3 ubiquitin protein ligase 1Aa
Exons: 6
Coding region: 420-2135 (571 amino acids)
Biological process (GO): nervous system development; negative regulation of Notch signaling pathway
Cellular component (GO): plasma membrane; postsynaptic density
Molecular function (GO): ubiquitin protein ligase activity
Source: RefSeq, a predicted model, not a curated record